UUCGCUCUCGCCAGGGGGCGAACGGCGAGGGAUCCCUGACAGCGGUGGCGGAGUGGCCGACCGGGAGGUGUCAGGGAUCCAGCUGCAACGAGAAGUGUGAUUUUUUCCUUUUUUUUUUUUUUUAAAUUUCGUGUAUUCUUCUAUCCCUGGGUGCCUGCCAGGCGGGGUGAGGGGUGUGCUGGUGUAGUGGCUGCGGUCUGACACCCUAGGGAUGCUUCAGGGCCUUGCAGGUCUCAGUAAGGCUUUUCCUCGUUUGCAGGGCAAGGAUGAGUCUGUUUGGAUCAACAUCAGGGUUUGGUACUGGAGGUACCAGCAUGUUUGGCAGUACGACUGCAGAUAACCAUAAUCCGAUGAAGGAUAUUGAAGUAACAUCUCCACCUGAUGACAGCAUAUCUUGCUUAGCAUUUAGUCCGCCAACAUUGCCGGGUAAUUUCCUCAUUGCGGGAUCAUGGGCAAAUGAUGUUCGCUGCUGGGAAGUUCAAGAUAAUGGACAGACAAUUCCAAAGGCUCAGCAGAUGCACACAGGGCCUGUACUAGAUGGCUGCUGGAGUGAUGAUGGGAGUAAAGUAUUUACUGCUUCCUGUGAUAAAACUGCCAAAAUGUGGGAUCUCAACAGUAAUCAAGCUAUUCAGAUUGCACAACAUGAUGCUCCUGUGAAGACUAUCCAUUGGAUUAAAGCACCAAAUUAUAGCUGUGUGAUGACAGGAAGCUGGGAUAAAACUUUGAAGUUCUGGGAUACCCGUUCACCAACACCUAUGAUGACAUUGCAGCUCCCUGAAAGAUGUUACUGUGCAGAUGUGGUUCAUCCUAUGGCUGCUGUGGCCACUGCAGAAAGGGGUUUGAUAGUUUAUCAGUUAGAGAAUCAGCCUUCUGAAUUUAGAAGAAUAGAAUCUCCUCUUAAACACCAGCAUCGCUGUGUUGCUAUUUUUAAAGACAAAGUGAACAAACCUACUGGAUUUGCCCUUGGAAGUAUUGAAGGAAGAGUAGCUAUUCAUUAUAUCAACCCCCCAAAUCCUGCAAAAGAUAAUUUCACUUUUAAGUGUCAUCGCUCCAAUGGAACAAACACUUCAGCACCUCAGGAUAUCUAUGCUGUAAACGGGAUAGCAUUUCACCCUGUCCAUGGUACUCUUGCAACAGUAGGAUCUGAUGGUAGAUUCAGCUUUUGGGAUAAAGAUGCACGAACAAAGCUAAAAACAUCAGAACAACUUGACCAGCCAAUAUCUGCUUGUUGUUUCAACCAUAAUGGCAAUAUAUUUGCAUAUGCUUCCAGUUACGAUUGGUCAAAGGGUCAUGAAUUUUAUAAUCCACAAAAGAAAAACUACAUUUUUCUGCGAAAUGCAGCGGAAGAGUUAAAGCCCAGGAAUAAGAAGUAGUAUGUGAGUGGCCAACAGCAGUGACAGAAGCUCAAGACAGACGAUGGGCACAAUGCAAAUUCUACUUUAGUUUUUUCUUGCGCUCCAGCAAUGGACAUGAUUUUUGAGCCAACGACACUCAUGCUCAUUCUUCAGUCCAAAGGAGAAAUUGUCAGUUGUGGCAAGUGAUACGUAGUUCAGUAAUAAGAGCAAACCAUUAAAGGGUUUGUUUUGUUCAUGACCACACCAACGUGUGCAAAAUACUUGUGGCCUAAACUGCUUUAAAACUGACACCUUUUAGAGUUAAUAGUUGAUUCUUCUACAUCUCUUAACAUACUUUUGUCCCUUAACAGGGGUUUCUGGACUGAAAAAAAAGUACUCAUUUUUGUAUUAACUAGAAAAUAGUGCUGGUGAGUUUCAUCCUGAUCAAAAAUGCUGUGAAACAAAACAAGUGGGUCUGUUUCUGACUUGAAUCUACCACUGUUUACUUUUAACUAGCCAAUUGUAUACAUGCCAAAGUUUUCUUUUUAGAAGUGAAUGCUUAUUAUUCCUGUUUAACUAUUGUUUGUUUGUUAAUGACUAAAUAAAAAUGGGGGGGUGCAUGUAUAGAAAUACCUGUCAUAUUGUACAAAUUCUCUGUAAAACUGUAUGUUGUAACGCUUAUGGUUAUGGAUUCGUGCUACAUUUCAAAUAAAAUUUUUACUAAAUGCUUUUUUCUUAUAAUGA
Molecule: messenger RNA, 2078 nt
Organism: Haliaeetus leucocephalus (bald eagle)
Lineage: Eukaryota; Metazoa; Chordata; Aves; Accipitriformes; Accipitridae
Gene: RAE1
Product: ribonucleic acid export 1
Exons: 12
Coding region: 267-1373 (368 amino acids)
Biological process (GO): RNA export from nucleus; transcription-dependent tethering of RNA polymerase II gene DNA at nuclear periphery
Cellular component (GO): nuclear pore
Molecular function (GO): RNA binding; ubiquitin binding
Source: RefSeq, a predicted model, not a curated record